AUGGAUAUCACGAAUGAAGGUACGUCUGUCUACCACCGGACCCUGGCUGCAUAUUCUCGAAGCACAGAUGGCCAUCUAGGAGACUGCUUCGGGAAGAAGGCAGACUUGAUCCGAGCCGCCUGGCCUGAGAUAUGGUCCCAUAUGGCAUCGAUAAACGAGAAUAUUGCGUCGAAUUCCGGGCUCGCGAAGGGCUUACGUAUCGAGGAGACGAGCGGCAUUCCCAAUGUGCCCGGCAGCCUGGUUGCGUGGGAGAUCAACGGCACCAGGCUGGGAACUGUUGUCGGAUUGAUUUUGAAGGGAGGGCAUGCAGAAGAACUGCCGGGUGCACCUCUGUUCGACGAGGCUUUUCUCAGAAUCCUACUGCCCAGGAUCCGAUCCAACAUCGACUCCAUGAGCUGCGCCGUUGAAGAUAGAGGGCCGCUAGUCCAGAGGAUUAUAGACCUCUUUGAAAGAACUCUUCUUUACCGUUCUCCCAACGAUCGAUGGUUCGAUGUCGGUAGAAGCCGUUUCCAGUCCAAGGUGGAAUUCUUCGUGUCGCGAAACCUCAGGCUGGAACUGUGUCUUCCUGCCUUCCCAUGCAAAUCAUCGAAUUCGAGAAAGGUGCUGGGGGUAGUCCCCGACAAAGGAGAAGAGCUAGCGCUCAGGCGUCUGCAUGAGUUUGUGCAGUUGGUUAGAGAAAUAUAUGAUCCAGGGGCUAGAGUUCUGAUCGUUAGCGAUGGACACGUUUUCAGCGAUUGCAUCGGCGUGGACGACGACGCCGUUGACACUUAUGGGACGAAGCUCAAGGAACUCAAUGCCGCCAUUUCGAAGAGCAUCAGCGGAUCGGCAGACCGAGUUCAGUUCCAAUCUCUGGUGGAUCUCUUCAACCUGAAGGAUUAUAAUGGGGACAGUGACAUGCAGGACUUGAAGGAUAGAGCAUUAUCUGCGCUGCCGCAUUACUUGGCGACCACCUUCACGGAAGAGGCUGAGCUUUGCCGGCGAAUGCUUAUCACAGCCUGUCAACCCAGUCAUGAGGGCCUCCGAAGCCAAUUGACUGGGUCGGAUCCAGCAUUACUGGCCUUAUAUAGGGGAUUUUCGCGGUUCAUGCUGGAGGAUUUGGCAAUGCACCCGGCGACCCAGUCACUGUCUCGCUCCAAGCAAAAGAAGCUGUCUUCCAAGGUGGCCUUUGAGAUGAUGCUGCGCAACCAGGCAUAUUCCAAUCUGGUCGAGCUGAUGUUCCCCAGCUCCGUCCGUCUAUCGAUCCAUGCGCACUCUAACACCGGCCCCAAGUUUGCCAUCCGGCUCUUCGACCCUAGCACCACGCGCGUUGUCGACUCGCUUGAUCGGCAGCAUGAAGCGGGCAGCAUGCACGACCUCUUGCACAUCCCAACCCCCUGGCAUAACUGCAUCGUGCAGUUUGAGGGAAACAAUGUCGUUUAUGUCACUAAAGCGGUCGCCGUGGAGAAGUAUCUAUCAGCCAACUCGUCCGGGUGGCGUAAGGACGGUGACUUGCGCAAUGGCCGAGGGGCGUAUUUCUUCUUCAAACCGAUGAAACCAGCGAAUACGGCCGUCGUCCCCGGAUAUGCUGCCCCAAUAGUGGCCCGGGGAAAUGUCGUGGUGGAAUAA
This is a messenger RNA of Monascus purpureus, 1605 nucleotides long. NCBI's taxonomy places the organism in Eukaryota, Fungi, Ascomycota, Eurotiomycetes, Eurotiales, Aspergillaceae. The record is from the annotation of a GenBank genome assembly.